Molecule: messenger RNA, 932 nt
Organism: Vespula vulgaris
Lineage: Eukaryota; Metazoa; Arthropoda; Insecta; Hymenoptera; Vespidae
Product: J domain-containing protein CG6693
Exons: 3
Coding region: 294-932 (212 amino acids)
Cellular component (GO): cytoplasm; nucleus
Molecular function (GO): heat shock protein binding
Source: RefSeq, a predicted model, not a curated record
UAUGUUAAUAUACUUUUUUCUUUCCACCAGUGUAGUAUUUCAAAUAAUGAAAGAAUAAUGUAAAACGUUACAUGAUAAAAUGACAGUGCAUCUCGUUAAUUUUUAUUAGGGACAAAUAUUUUUUAUUUAUUUAAAUAAUAAUGUAUAUAAAAAAAUUGUGGCGAGAUAGUCGGUGUUCAAAAAUAUUGGCAGUGACGAAUGAUUAUAAGUUGGUAUAAGUCGACCAGUUCUGUGUGAUAAUAAUCGAUAGAAAUUUUCUAAAUUUUAUUUGCUCUAACUGUUUUAUUAUAAACAUGGCUAAUUUGUUAGAUCUGUGCGAAAAAUAUUUCGGUUCACGAAAUUUUUAUGAAGUGUUAAAAAUAUCGACGGAUGCGGAUGACAAACAGGUGAAAAAAGCUUAUCACAAGCUUUCUCUGCUUGUACAUCCGGAUCGUGUAGAGGAAAACAUCAAAGCUGAAGCUACGGAGAAAUUUAAAGUUCUUGGUAGAAUUCAUUCCAUUCUUAGUGAUUCGGAAAAAAGAAAAAUCUAUAAUGAGUCUGGUCAAUAUGACGAAGAAAGUGAAGAGGUUAUUAUGCGCAACUGGGCUGAUUAUUGGAAGACCUUGUUCAAGCCGAUUACCGAAGAGACUAUCAGUAACUACGAGAAGACGUAUAAAGGUUCUGAAAUCGAAAUCAAAGAUUUAAAGAGAGCGUAUAUGGAUGGCAAAGGCGACAUGGAUUACAUUUUAGUAGUAGUACCUUUUAGUAAUUGCGAAGAAGAACCGAGAUACCAUACGAUCAUAGCUAAGUUAAUAGAAGCCGGCGAAGUACCUGAAUAUAAAGCUUUUACGGAAGAAAGCGAAAAGAAGAAAUUACGUAGGAAAAGAAAGGUUUGCAAAAAAAAACAUAAAUCAUAUAGAUUAAACAUAGAAAUAAGUAACGAGCUUCGUUAA